Messenger RNA from Archocentrus centrarchus (flier cichlid), 1281 nucleotides. Its product is annotated as olfactory receptor 142-like. The transcript is spliced from 2 exons. Gene Ontology annotation, molecular function: olfactory receptor activity; odorant binding; G protein-coupled receptor activity. Gene Ontology annotation, cellular component: membrane. Gene Ontology annotation, biological process: detection of chemical stimulus involved in sensory perception of smell; G protein-coupled receptor signaling pathway. Bases 1 to 1074 code for a protein of 357 amino acids. NCBI's taxonomy places the organism in Eukaryota, Metazoa, Chordata, Actinopteri, Cichliformes, Cichlidae. The record is from RefSeq and is a predicted model, not a curated record.
AUGAUAAACAUCACACAGGUUUCAUAUUUCACUCUUGCUGGCUAUUUUGACACAGGACGUGUAACUUACUUAUGUUUCGUUAUUAUUCUGACUUUGUAUAUUUUCAUUAUUGUUUCCAAUGUCUUGCUGAUUGUGGUUAUCUGUAUGAACAGAAGCUUACAUGAACCUAUGUACAUGUUUCUGUGCAGCCUGUUUGUAAAUGAGCUGUAUGGUAGUACAGGGCUGUUUCCAUCCCUCCUGAUUCAGAUCCUCUCUGACGUUCACACUGUUUCUGCUCCUCUGUGCUUGCUGCAGGUUUUCUGUGUUCACAUUUAUGGGGCUGUAGAAUAUUUGAACUUAGCUAUCAUGUCUUAUGACAGGUACCUUGCUAUCUGUUAUCCUUUGCAAUACAACACACGUAUGACAUCUAAAAAAAUUGCCGUACUUACAGCUAUAACAUGGUUGUAUCCCUGUUUUGCAAUGGCUCCAUUGUUAUUUUUGACCUCACGUUUGCAGCUGUGUGGAAACAUCAUUAACAAAGUUUACUGUGACACACACUCUGUUGUCAAGCUGGCAUGCUCAGACACCAUUGUGAUUAACAUGUAUGGCCUCCUUGCUACUUUCAGCAUGAUCUUUGGUGCCUUACUUUUUAUUCUUUACACCUACAUGAAGAUUCUGCUGGUUUGUUUUUCUGGUUCUGAUCAGACCAGACAGAAAGCUGUCAGUACCUGCACACCUCACCUGGCUUCCAUUUUGAACUUUUCCUUUGGCGCGAGCUUUGAAAUCUUACAGAGCAGAUUUAAUAUGAAUAAUGUGCCCAACAUGCUGCGCAUCUUUUUAUCAUUAUAUUUUCUUACAUGCCAGCCGCUCUUCAAUCCUGUGAUGUACGGCCUGAAAAUGACCAAAAUCCGGAACAUUUGUAAACGUUUGCUUCCUCCGGGUUCUCGUCCUCCGUGGCUGCGGCGUGGAAAACCGCGGCGUCAUACCGCACGGCUCCGGGGACGAAUCAUGCAGCUGCUGCCAGGAAUUCCCCUUCCGCCAUGGCUGCGGCGCCCGCUGAGGAGGGGAGGGACCAGUGAGCGGAGUGACAGGUGAGCGAGCGGCAGGAGACAAAAAAAUUCCGCCAGUGCGGAUAACUCGUGGCUUAGGAGGAGGAGGUGAGUGGCGUCGCCGGGGACCGUUCCAAAAAGCAGGUCCCCCCAGCGCCAGGCGAGUGCCACUGUAGGGGUCGGAGUCUGCGGGGUCCAUUCGUGGUCGCGUCAUUCUGUCAUGGCGGGCCGCCGUGCAGGCAGGAAGGAGGAC